Molecule: messenger RNA, 2385 nt
Organism: Temnothorax curvispinosus
Lineage: Eukaryota; Metazoa; Arthropoda; Insecta; Hymenoptera; Formicidae
Product: NF-kappa-B inhibitor cactus-like
Exons: 2
Coding region: 862-1800 (312 amino acids)
Molecular function (GO): protein binding
Source: RefSeq, a predicted model, not a curated record
GUUUGUGCGGCGCGGUUUCGUGAUUAUCGCGCUCGUUCGCUCGCUCGCCCGAGUCCGAUUCAAGUCGAGUGUCGAGUCAGUUUGUUUUGAGACGCGAGACGAUGAGGUUCGCCGACGCUCGCACGACCACGAUUCGAUGUCAGAACAACGAACCCGACAACCAAGCCGCCUCCCGCCCGCGCUUUCUGCCCCUUCGCGACAGGAGUCAACCGGAGCGCGUCUCGUUCUCGUGGUGCAGCAAGCGGCGUAAAACGGAGUAGUACCGCGCCUUCCGACGCAGGACGAAUAACAGUCAGGUUUAAAGGAAAAACAAAAUAGAAACGAUACGGAACGAAGGUGGAGAGCGAUAAACGGGAAGAAGGGGUUACAUUCGGGGGCCGGUUAAACGCGUCGGCGAGAGAGCGAACGAAACGGAGACGAACGGAGGACGACGCCGAGGAAAUUCGACUUACGAGCGACUUCGAAAGCGAAUCGAGAGAAUCGAAGGUAGCGCGACGACAAGCGCAUAUCCUUCGUGACGACGAAGGGCACAGAGGUCGGCGCCGACGACGGUAUAUAUGCCGAAGAAAAAGCGCUCGGACAAUUGAGGGAAUGUAAUAUACGCAAAUGAGACGUCGAAUAACGAAUCUCCACGGGAUCGAUUAACGUAUUUAAGAAUAAUAAUUAAGAAGUAAGUAAUUUAAGAAGACGCAGAACGCACAUUUCGAAUAAGCGCGUCUCGCAUCUCGAGGGACGCGCCGCGGCACGGCAGCUCCGCUCCGCUCCGCGAGCGUCCUUAUUGUUGAUCACAGUUUGCUUUCCGAGCGGGUGAUCCGGGGCAAGGGAGGAGUAAACGCUCCCGCGGUCCGAGGGCCCGAAGAUAUGUGGUACUCCCCGAGCGAGAGCGUUCAGAUGGAGGACGGCGGGAAAGGACGGCGGGACGACGACGAGUUCCCGACGGAUAACGUCGAUUCCGGAUUCCUGUCGGCCGGCAACAUGCAGAUCAGCGGCGAGAUCCGCGAGUCCGGGACGUCGCAGCCGCAGCCACAGUCGCGGACGAACGAGAACCGGCAAGCCGAGCCCGCGGCAUCGGCGUCGGGGGCGACGACCUCCGCAUCGUCGUCGUCGUCGCCGUCGGCGACGAUGGCGGUAGCGGGGGAGCCCACGCGGAUCGUCGAGAGCGGCAUCGUGGACGUCGACCUCAGCGAGGGCCUGAACCAGCUCACCCUGAAGCAGCAGCAGCAGCAGCCCGGCGUGAAUUCGCUCGCCGUCGACAACGGGGACCUGGCUCGGCCCGAGCCGACGACGAUCUUCGAGCUGACACCCGUGAGAACGGGACCGCAGCACCAGGGUGACCUUCUGCUCGAACAGUACCAGCGGGAGGAUGUUAGGAAACGCGAAAUGAACGAGAACGCGUGGCAGCAGCUUUAUUAUGGACAGGACGAGGACGGUGACACGCAAUUGCACAUCGCGAUCAUACGGGGCUAUAUGGAGGCCGCACUCAUUUUGAUAAGGCUGGCGCCUCAUCCGUGCUUCUUGGACACUUAUAACGACGAUACGCAAUCGCCUUUGCAUCUGGCAGUGUUGACGAAUCAAUCGCUGAUCGUCAGACGGCUGAUUCUGGCGGGCGCGGAUCCAUCUCUGAGAAAUUUUCGUGGGAACACGGCCCUCCACCUGGCCUGCAUGAGCGGGGAUCUCGCUUGCGCCAAGGCUCUCACGGACCCGUUGUCCCCGAUGGAGAGGAACAGGCUGAUGCCCGGACAGACGGUACCCGCCUUACCUCAGGAUUUGGAGAAACGUAACUACAACGGUAGAUAUUAAAAAUAUUGCUAAAUAUUGGCCAGUUCCUCGGAACAGUCGCUAGUUCGCGAUGAAUAAUAGAGACUAAAAAAAGCGGAAGCACGUUAUUAGACAAAAUUGAGAAGGAAUUGUCAGAGCAGAACGGCGUUCGCAGCUGAAAGAUUCGAUAAGCGCGACAGAGAGCUCUUUGCCUCUAGUCUCACGUCUUAGGUAUUUUACUUUAAUGGUCUGCGACUUUUUCCUGUGGUUACAACAGCUAUUUGGAAGCUUGCAACAUAAUUGCCGUUAAUCAACGUAACGUUGCGAGGAAAGACAAUUCACCUAUACGUGACGGUAGACACAAAGGAACCCGGGAUCGCAGGAAAAUCCUAACUGCUUUUACCGCAUAAAUUAAGUCACGUGUAAGACUUAUAUAGCGAACGAUGAUGCCAUGUGAUUAUGGACACGAGGAACCAUGUGGCUUUCCUAUGACUUCAUCACUUUCAUUUGAAGAAUCAUGCUUUUUCGCGUCUACGUUUGGAAGAUUUAUCGUCUUAAACAUAUCGGAAAUAUUGCAAUUGCUUUUGCAAAGAAAAAAUUAUCUGAUUGAUAUAAUUUGAAUUUUAA